AUGGAUCCCUUCUCCGGCGAAGGCGAACUCCUAAACAUAUCCACUGCGUUCUAUACCCAUGCCUACCAGACAGUCCUCGACUUCGACACCUCCUCCCUAUCCACAGAAAACAAGAAGACCGCUCAGCUUCUGAAGUACCGCGCUCAAAUAGCACUAGGCCAAUCCUCCUCCGUCGUCUCCUCUCUCAAAUCCUCCAAAGAUCCCGCCUCACGCUCGAUAGUUGCCUUAGCACAGCAAUCUACUGGAGACGCCUCUGCUGUCGACACCGCCUCGUCGCUAGCAGAAUCAGACCCCGAAGAUGCCGUCGUUCAAGUCGUGGCCGGCACCAUCCUGGCCGCUGCGGGCGAGUACACCAAGGCCAUCGAGCUGCUGAACAAGCAUCAGGGCAACCUGGAAGCCGUUGCCUUACUCACACAGAUACACCUCGUGCAAAACCGCACCGAUCGAGCGGUGAAGGAAGUCCAAGCCGCCAAACGUUGGGCCCAGGACUCUCUUCUCAUCAAUCUGGCCGAGGCCUGGUCCAAUCUGCGUGAGGGAGGCUCCGACAAAUACCAGUCUGCCUUUUAUGUCUAUGAAGAACUGGCCACCACCCCUGGAAAUACUUCUCCAAGCGCAAUUGUCGGCCAAGCCGUGGCUGAAAUACACUUGGGAAGGUACGAAGAGGCCGAAGCGGCACUGCAGCAAGCGUUGGCCGCGGACAAUGUUGACGUCCAAGCGCUUGCCAACAGCGUGGUAUUGGCCAGUCUGAUGGGGAAGAAGUCAGAUGUGGUUCAGGACCUUCUGAAGCAAUUGGCUGAGAAGGACAGAAAACACGCUCUGUUGAAGGAUCUGGAAGAGAAGAGUGAGGCUUUCGACACCGCCGCGGCCAAGUAUAGUGCAAAGGCUGUGGCGUGA
Messenger RNA from Exophiala aquamarina CBS 119918, 894 nucleotides. RefSeq lists its product as uncharacterized. NCBI's taxonomy places the organism in Eukaryota, Fungi, Ascomycota, Eurotiomycetes, Chaetothyriales, Herpotrichiellaceae. The coding region runs from base 1 to 894 and encodes 297 amino acids. Gene Ontology annotation, molecular function: structural molecule activity; protein binding. The transcript is spliced from 2 exons. Gene Ontology annotation, biological process: intra-Golgi vesicle-mediated transport; endoplasmic reticulum to Golgi vesicle-mediated transport; retrograde vesicle-mediated transport, Golgi to endoplasmic reticulum. Gene Ontology annotation, cellular component: COPI vesicle coat. The record is from RefSeq and is a predicted model, not a curated record.